UCAGGCCUUGGAGGAGUUGUGGCUGUAACACUGUACUGGAUGAGUUUUCCUGAAGCUGCCAGUUCUUUUAGAACUCAUCAAAUUGAGGCUGCUCUAACCCUGCAUUUAACUGUAAAUGUCCUUAUAGUAAAUUGCAAUUUUGUCUUUAAGCAGGUUGAAAAGAAGCUUGAAGAGGAAGUGGAAUCAUUUGUGAAGAAAAUCAGUGGUAUUUUUGCCUUCAAGUUGAAGGAUGGUCCUGGGAAAAGGGUGAAGAACAGCAAAGUAUCAGAGCUUCCUAACUCAGAUAAGAAGGCUGACCGCACAAUCACCAUAGCUGACUCUGACUUACUGGCUUUAAUGACUGGUAAAAUGAAUCCUCAGUCGGCCUUCCUUCAAAAACUGAAAAUCACUGGCAAUAUGGGUCCGGCUAUGAAGUUGCAAAGUCUUCAGCUUCAGCCAGGCCAAGUGAAGCUGUGA
This is a messenger RNA of Nycticebus coucang (slow loris), 456 nucleotides long. Its product is annotated as sterol carrier protein 2-like. The record is from RefSeq and is a predicted model, not a curated record. The transcript is spliced from 2 exons. Lineage: Eukaryota; Metazoa; Chordata; Mammalia; Primates; Lorisidae. Gene Ontology annotation, cellular component: cytosol. The coding region runs from base 40 to 456 and encodes 138 amino acids.